AUAAAUAAGUGAGCAGCCGAGUCGCAGUCGCACAAAAUAACUCGCAAAAAAUAGAAAAUUGGCAUCUUUCUCGGGCCAGCAGCGCAAGCAGCAUCCUUGCGCGGUGAACAACGAAUUCUUAACUCGCGAAUUUUCCAUUUUUUGCGUCGUCCUGUCCGAAAUCCGAGGCCCAGAGGCAUGCAGAAAUCGGUCCGGACGGAUCUUGUCGAUCGUCGCCCAUCUCGACUGGCUGGGUAGGGGGUUCUUUGGACUACAAUGCUCACGGACAAUUUCCUCGUCCUGGCCCUGCUCUUUGUAAUCCGUGAGGUGGAGGCGAAGUACUGCGCCUACGAAGUCAAUGGCGAGACCAGAUUUUAUACGUGUCCGAGAACGGAAUAUUGCUGCAACUUUGGAUGCUGCGUUUCGCCUGCAUUCCAGUUUUAUCAGCUGUGGUACUAUUGGUUAUUGGUGAUAUUCAUGUUCUUGCUGUGCUCGGGCGGAGGAUGGUGGUACCGUUGCUGGCUCAGGAAUCGAUUUCCAGAAACGCAAACCUCGGUGACUCGGACCAGCACAAACAACUCAAUGGCCCUUUCCCGCAGGCCAGCCAUUUUAACCAGAUCUCGUCCCUCAUCGAUGGCUGUGCCCGCAGGGGACAACCUCACACCUCAGGGAGGACAGUUUCAAGUGGCAAGGGUCAGCUACAGCUCAUCUGGUGACAGACUGAUUCUGCACAGACUAUGGAAAGAUUCCAGAGGAGCAAUUCACCACUUGGACAGUCCGCCCUCGUACACCACCGCUCGUGCUGACCCCGUCCUAGUACCCCAAACAGCCGGGGGCAUGCAGUUGAUGAAUCCGUACAUUUUGUACGGCCCUCCGCCCAGCUACGAGUCGGUCAUGCAGCAAGACCAGGCCGGGCCCUCAGGCACCCACCUGCUGGUGGCGCCCCUGUCGGAAGCGACCAGCUCUCAGGAUAGCUGUCCCUCCUCACAGGUGCCCUCACCCAUGACACCAACAAGCCAUCAGGAGGCGUGUUCGCCCACCUCCGAGGACGACCAAGGGCCUCAGACCUUGCACCAGGCGUCCCAGACGGCGACCAGCCCCGUCUCGAGUCCCACAGCACUGUGAUUAUGUACGCGGACACUAAUUUCUUCUUAGCUCUUUCAUUUGUUAUAUCAUCGACUGGAUGGGAUGGCCUCUUCUCUAGUACUUGCGCACAACGACUAGUCUGUCCUGUUAAGAAUUUUGCCUAAACGUUUACAGAAUCUGACUUGUUGGCAGAGAAAAAACUGCUCAGUGGCAAAAAAUAAUCUUACAGUAUUUUUUUAUUAUUAUUAUUAUUUCAUCAAUUCAGUCGCGUCAUCUCUUGCACUAUUCGCAACUUCACCAUUUGUACAUGGUGCCUGAGGUCGGAGCUUCUUUUGCUCUGGCUUCUCAAAUUUGGCUCUAAUAUUUAAAACACAAGCAUUUGUACAAUGAAUCUAGUAUUUUAGGUGGCUAUUCGGAAUAAUGGAAUCUUCAAGCACGUUGAAACGGGCGAUGUGAUUUUAUCGUGCUCUCGUUUACAAAUUUAAAUUAAUUCCACUUUGCUCUUCGGUGCCUCUCACUGUAAUUUAUGCAACGCAACUUAUUCAACUGUACCUUAAUAAUUAUUGCUGUUUUACUGAUAAUCUUUCAUUGGGGGGCGCAAUCCCUUAAAAUCUGCCUCAGUGAAUUCAAAACUGUAUUUAGCUCAAUAUAUUGGCGUUCGUUUUAAUCAAGAUGGAUAUUAAGGGAUAAAUCCUCGACAACUAUUGGUUUUUAAAGCGUUAAGGACUAAUGAUAAAAUUGUUGAAAUCAAAACGUUCGCAUCGAGCAGCCGCUUUUUAACAUUUUGCAUCUGUAUGACUGGGGAACAAUUAUUAUGCCGAGCUGCGAGAAUCAAUCAAAAGACAAAGAAGAAGUUUACAAACGCUGUUGAAUGUGUGCAAGGCAACCAUCAAAUCAUUAUGUAAAUCUAAUACCCUUUAUGUAGUUGUAAGACGCUGCUGUAUUACUGUAACGGGUGUAAAGGUCGUAAAAAUCAAUUGUAAAGGGUGGUUAAAUUGUAAAGUGGAAAGGUUAAUAAUUUAUUCAAUCGACAACUGCAACGGUAAAUGUCGCGUUUCAAGUUAAAAAGGUACCGUUAUUAUCGCUCUGUAUUGGAAACACGCACACACAUGUCUCCUUCUCAGUUUUUCACUUUUUCGCUGAUUAAAAAUUUACGCUCUGCCGUCAUUUUGCUAUUCUGCAAAUUGGUUUCUGAAUCUAAGAAAUCUCUUAUUGUUAUAUUUCUGUUUUGAAAUAAGAUGUCUUCCAAUUUAAUUGAAAAAGAAAGUUUAAAUCUUGAUGGUUUAUUUUCUAAUUAUUUUUAAAGUUUUCGAUUAGUUUUGUUGGAAAAAGUCUAGUCAAGACAUCCACAUAUUUUAUUGUAUUGAGCAUUCCACCGAGAAAUUUUAGCUCUGAUUUUGUACAUGUAUGUGCAUGCUAAGCUAGUCUGAAUUGAUGUGCACAAAUUAUAUUUUGUUCAGAAAAUCUCUUCUGUUUCAUUCCCUGCAGGGGUCACUGUCCUGUUCUCUUUUAAUAUGCAAAUUCCUAAAUCCAGUUUCUUCAGUAAAAUUCAUUGAGUUGUCAAGCGGGUUCAUCAAAAAGUGAUAAUAUAUGGGCGAAGCGCCUUGUCGUCUCGCUCAGCAAGCCUGAUGUAGUAAUUACAAUAAACCUGCACUAA
This is a messenger RNA of Neocloeon triangulifer, 2722 nucleotides long. RefSeq lists its product as uncharacterized. The coding region runs from base 256 to 1104 and encodes 282 amino acids. Gene Ontology annotation, cellular component: cytoplasmic vesicle membrane. The transcript has 5 exons. The record is from RefSeq and is a predicted model, not a curated record. Lineage: Eukaryota; Metazoa; Arthropoda; Insecta; Ephemeroptera; Baetidae.